UCCCCUCCGUCCAUUGCGCUCUCUCAACCUCCCCAUUUCUCUCUCUAUAUAUAUACUUAGAGCUCAACGACUCCACCUUUCUUCCUCUCGUCUCUGUUCUUCUUCUUCUUCUUCUUCUUCUACCCCUCGCAUUCUUGGUUCUUCUUCCCAACCUUGCCAUAAAAAUCCGAUCUUUGCCUCUUUUUCGCGCCUCUCGCUGCAACCUUCACCCUCAGGAAUGGAAAAGGAGCGAUUUUUCGGGGUGAACUGGCAGUCGCCUGACGCGACGACGCCGCCUGAGUUGAACUCCGGCGGCGCCGCCGACGACCGAUUGCCGCCGACCUUCCUCAACCUCGGCUGGGCGCAGCUGAUGCACCACAACGUCCAGUCCGGCUCGUCCCUGGGUUCUCUCGUCUCAUCGCUGUCCUCCAAUCCGCCGACCGUUAACGACAGCGUCGUCAUACACGAGCUCUUCGGCCAUCUCGGAAGCGUCUGCGACGCCGGGGAGUUCCCCCCGACCUCGCUGUACCACAGUGCUAACGUGUCCUGUUACAGCGCGCCGCUGAGCUCCCCCCGAAAGCUCAACCUUUUCGUGACGGAUCACCAGCAGCAGGGCAGGGGAGGAGUGAUGCCAAGCAAUCAAAUGGCGGCAGCGCAAUUCGCGCCAUCCAACUCGGAUCGGGCGAAGAGUUACGACUUGCUCAGGGGCCAAUUUGGGUUCCCAGAGGCAGGGAAGCUGUCGAGGGUCUCGAGCAGCCAGUCUCUGAAGGCAGCCGAUGGGUCGCAGAUGGGAGUUCCGGACGACGGGAAGCGUGUCCCGGUAACGGACCCAGAGAGUUUGGAGAUGGAGCUGAGGUCCAAGUUCGGUGGUAGGGCAUCGGGAGCUUCGACGCCGGACGAAAUGGGGCUCGGUAAUGGCCAGGAUGCAUCGUCGGCACUAGAUACAAAGAUCAACGCGAGGAAGCGGAAAUCCAAAGGAAAGGAGGCGUCUUUGUCAUCCUCCAUUGUGAAUCAUCCCAUGUCCACCGAGGAGGACAAUUCGGAUGCAAAGAGAUGCAGACCAGCUGAAACCAAUGGAGCUGGCAAGGAUGCGGCAGCGAAGCCGAAGACCGAGCAGAACGGUGAUGCCGGUCAUGAACAAGGAAAAGAGAACAAUGCCAAGCUAGCAGAGCCUCCCAAGGACUACAUCCAUGUCAGGGCAAGAAGAGGGCAAGCCACCGACAGCCACAGCCUCGCCGAGAGGGUCAGAAGAGAGAAAAUUAGCGAGAGGAUGAAGCUCCUGCAAGAUCUCGUGCCGGGUUGCAAUAAGAUCACUGGCAAAGCUCUUAAGCUGGAUCAGAUCAUCGGCUACGUGCAGUCGUUGCAGCGCCAAGUCGAGUUCUUAUCGACGAAGCUGGCCACCUUGAAUCCUCAGCUGGACUUCCUCCCAAAAGAUGUAAGGCAAUCGAAUUCUCUCCGAUCCGUCAUCUCUUCUCUGUCCAAUUUGCAUCAGGCUUACCCUAUUCCAUUGCCACAGCAAAUCUAUCCAUUAGACAUGACGAGCACUGCAUUCUCAUACGCUCAGCAACCUCUGCAGAGCGUCGCAACCAUAAACCCAACGAGUUCCUCCCUGCACCGACCGCCGCUUGAUGGAUUCACAGAUGCAACCUCUCAGCUCGGGAAUUUGUGGGAGGAUGAUCUCCAGUAUGCUGUUCGGAUGGGGUUUGCGCAAAGCCAGGGGACCGCCGCCUUCUCCCAAAGCUCGCUGGCAGAGUGAAUCGACUCAACCUGGUCACACCAUGAAUUCAGGGACAAGCUGCAUGAAUAUUGCUUAUGAUCAUUUGAUUUCAUAGUAAAUUAAAGGACUUCUGUAUGUAAUCUGUGGAAAAAGUUUGAGUCCAUCUUCGAGAAGACUGAUUAUUGCUUGGUUUAGAGAGAUGGAUGCACUCAUUCAACUCUCGAAGAUGAAAUGAGAUGUCUUCUCUCAUGCUCUA
Messenger RNA from Musa acuminata AAA Group (dessert banana), 1952 nucleotides. Its product is annotated as transcription factor bHLH62-like. Gene Ontology annotation, molecular function: protein dimerization activity; DNA-binding transcription factor activity. The coding region runs from base 218 to 1735 and encodes 505 amino acids. Gene Ontology annotation, cellular component: nucleus. Lineage: Eukaryota; Viridiplantae; Streptophyta; Magnoliopsida; Zingiberales; Musaceae. Gene Ontology annotation, biological process: regulation of DNA-templated transcription. The record is from RefSeq and is a predicted model, not a curated record. The transcript is spliced from 6 exons.